AUAGGACCGAGAAGGACGAAAAAACGUGGGUGUAAUGUUUCGUGUUAUCUUAUGAUCCUUGAGUGAGAUGAGAUUUAGCUGAUAACUUGUCAUUUAAAGGAAACAAAAUGGCAUGUAGUUUAGGAAAAUUACUUAGCUGUCUAACAACACCUUGUGCUGUGUCAUUUUCUACUUGUGUUUCUAACCUCACGAAGAAGUGUGCCGCUCCAUAUAACAUUAGGCCAUUGUUGACCUACCAUCAGUCUUCACUAAUACGCCAGCCACUGGCAUCAUGUACCCCGGUGUCGUGUUGUAGCUCCUGGACUCAACGACAAAAACCCAAAUCAAAUAAGAGGAAAAAUCUUGAAAAUGAAGAUCUUAAUCAGAUUCCUGGGACAAGAUUUAAAGAUGGACCAAACAAAUACCAGCCAAAAUCACCGUUCAAGAUCAGUACUCCAAGGUCAUAUGGAUACCAUGAAAAAUUGUUCAAGGGAGGUACUCUUCCCCGUGAUGACAAGCCACUUCGGAGCAUGAAAAAGUAUAAAGUGAAGGAUAGAUGGGAUGAAAAGCAUUCUUUAUUUGGACAAAAUGAUUACAUAGAUAUUCUGGGGGAUGGCGAUAUUCACCCUGCUGACCUUCAGAAGGGUCCAACUUGGCUUAUUGGACAGAAAGACCAGUCAGAACUACAGAGACUGCUCAGAAGGCUGCGAAUGACUGGAAACAAGAUGAAGGUGGUGUAUCCCACCAAAUAUGCAGCCAUGAAUAAGAGAGUGAAAUACCUGUACAGAAGAUACAAUAAAAAACGGUCUUAUAAAAUAAGUUGAUAGAUUGCUGUGAUCGCUGCAGUUUUCACAGGAUUUUUUCACUAGGGUGUACUUCACUGAUGUGUAUAUAGGUUUUAUGCUUGUAAUAAUCCAAAAGCUACUACAAUAAAAAUGUUAAAUGA
Molecule: messenger RNA, 925 nt
Organism: Ylistrum balloti
Lineage: Eukaryota; Metazoa; Mollusca; Bivalvia; Pectinida; Pectinidae
Product: large ribosomal subunit protein mL51-like
Exons: 4
Coding region: 108-803 (231 amino acids)
Biological process (GO): translation
Cellular component (GO): mitochondrial large ribosomal subunit
Molecular function (GO): structural constituent of ribosome
Source: RefSeq, a predicted model, not a curated record